This is a messenger RNA of Fusarium redolens, 966 nucleotides long. Its product is annotated as succinyl-CoA synthetase-like protein. The annotation marks the transcript as partial. The record is from RefSeq and is a predicted model, not a curated record. Gene Ontology annotation, cellular component: succinate-CoA ligase complex; mitochondrion. The transcript is spliced from 3 exons. Gene Ontology annotation, biological process: tricarboxylic acid cycle; succinyl-CoA metabolic process. Gene Ontology annotation, molecular function: succinate-CoA ligase (ADP-forming) activity. NCBI's taxonomy places the organism in Eukaryota, Fungi, Ascomycota, Sordariomycetes, Hypocreales, Nectriaceae.
ACGAAAUUAUUACUGCGCUAUGUCAGAGAGACUACCAGACAGAAAGACCAUAGAGAUUUGACAAUCCCACUCUUUAUGGAAAAGGUUGUGGAACAUGAAGAAAAGUGGCGUCUUACUAUGGCUGUUGAUCGAGAGAGAUAUCGACCAGUUAUUAAGAUUCGAGACACCAAGGACCCCAAAGGCCUUCCCACUGUUUUAUACGAGCGUGCAUUUCAGGAAGUUUUCGAGUUCAGCCUAAGUACCGGUAUCACUGAGGAGUUACUCACCGACAUAUCGCAGAGCUUUCAAUUGAGCAAGGACUCAAAGGACAGCUUGGCAGGAGUUAUCCGAGGGCUUUUCAAGAUCUUUUCCGAGAAGGACGCGCUCAGUUUGGAAACGGAUCUUUUGUUUCUUAAAGAUGGAGCGUUUAUCUGCAACAACUCGGAUUUCUUCUUUGACGACGCAGCUCGAGAGCGACAGCGAAAGCUCUUUUACUUGAGAGAUAAGAAACAGGAGAUCCCAGAAGAAGUGCAAGCGGAAAAGCAUGGGCUGGUGUAUGUUCACAUGAAUGGAAAUAUUGGAAACGUUGUUAACGGCGCGGGACUUGCAAUGGCGACGAAUGAUGCGAUUAGUCUGUAUGGUGGUUCGAGUGCGAAUUUUCUAGAUGCUGGUGGACAAGCUACGAAGGAGACGAUGCUGCAGGCUUUCAAGAUCAUCAUGUCUGAUAAGCGAGUCAAGGCGAUUCUAGUCAACAUCUACGGCGGAAUCGCGAGAUGCGAUAUGAUCGCAGAGUCCAUCAUAGCAGCAGCAAGCGAACUUGGUCCCUUGCGGGUUCCCAUGGUAGUCAGAUUACAGGGAACAAACUCAGAGGCUGGACUCAAGCUGCUCAAAGAUGCCACCUUGGAUAUUCACGUUGAGGCAGACUUUGGAAAAGCGGCUAAGGAGGCAGUCAGGUUGGCUGACGAAGGCGCGAAAGCUGAAAGCUGA